This is a messenger RNA of Aureobasidium namibiae CBS 147.97, 1386 nucleotides long. RefSeq names its product MFS general substrate transporter. Lineage: Eukaryota; Fungi; Ascomycota; Dothideomycetes; Dothideales; Saccotheciaceae. The record is from RefSeq and is a predicted model, not a curated record. Gene Ontology annotation, cellular component: fungal-type vacuole membrane. Gene Ontology annotation, biological process: transmembrane transport. Gene Ontology annotation, molecular function: transmembrane transporter activity. Bases 1 to 1386 code for a protein of 461 amino acids. The transcript has a single exon.
AUGACGAGCUCUCGACAAUCAAGCACCUCUUCUGUCAAAUCGGACGCCAAAUCCGAUAUCGAGUCUCAAGGACGACACUCAGAACAAGAACACUUCGGUCAUUCGCCAGGUCAGACCACAGGGUCACUGGAUCAGAAAGCACAAUCAAACUCCAAGGAACAGCCUUCUGAAAGUCAUCCUGCAUCUACUAUACCAAAUGGCGGAUUCACGGCAUGGCUACAAGUCUUGUCUGGGUUCAUGUGCUUCAUGAGCUGUUGGGGUCUGGUCAACGGAUUCGGUGUAUUCCAAGACUUUUACAGCAGCACGCUCAUACCUGAUGUGAGCGACUCGAAUAUCUCGUGGAUUGGAUCAAUACAGGCCUUCCUGCUCUGUAGUGCGACUGUCUUUGCUGGACCCAUCUACGAUCGCGGACAUCCUCGACUACUUAUUGUGUUUGGCUCUGUUCUUGUCGUUUUUGGAAUGAUGAUGACAAGUCUCUGCUCAAAGUAUUGGCAGCUUAUGUUAGCGCAAGGAAUUUGCGUUGGCUUCGGAGCUGGAUGUCUUUUUCUUCCUUCGAUCGCCAUCAUCCCUUCGUACUUUACAACCAAGAAGUCUUUCGCUAUGGGCAUCGCUGCGUCGGGAUCGAGCUUUGGCGGUGUCGUCUAUCCCAUCAUAUUCCGUCGUAUCGAGCCUCAAAUCGGGUUUGGAUGGGCUACUCGCAUUAUUGGCUUCAUCUCGUUGGUCACUCUGCUCAUUCCCUGUUUUUGCAUCAAGGCUCGUGCUUUUCCAAAGACACGUAGAAAGCUGCUGGACUGUGCUGCUUUCAAAGAACCUGCCUACGCUCUGUUCAGUCUUGCCAGCUUUGUCGGCUUCGUUGGACUCUACGUUCCUUUCUUCUACAUUUCCACAUAUGCCAGAAAUGUAUCCGGCCUGAAAGACACACUUUCAUUCUACAUGCUUCCCAUCAUGAGCGCUGGGUCGAUCGCUGGUCGAAUCAUCCCCGGUCUCAUUGCGGACAGAGUCGGUGCUCUGAAUGUACUCGGUUGCUGUACUUCAUGUGCCAGUAUACUCGGUUUCUGCUGGAUAGCCAUUGAGCAUACCGCUGGCGGUCUGAUCGUUUGGGCUCUACUGUACGGCGCCCUUUCUGGUGCCUUUGUCAGUCUGCAACCCACUACUGUGGCGUCAAUCACCAAAGACCUCAGUACAGUCGGCGGAAGGAUGGGUAUGAACACAUUCUGUGCUUCCUUUGGCAUUCUCAUUGGUACACCAAUCGCAGGUUUGUUGGUUGGCAGUGGUGAUUGGAUGGGUAUGCAAGUGUUUUCAGGCGCCACUCUCCUGGGUGCUGCGAUGUUGGUCAUGGCUACCAGAGUCUCCGUCACUGGCUCCAAGAUAUCUGUCAGGGCAUAA